CUUCGGGCUGCGAGCCUCGAGGGUGGCCGCCCCGCUGCCCGGGAGCCCCGGGCUGUGGGCUGGGAGUGAGCUGUCUACGAGGGAGGAUGCACUUCCUGCUUUACUCCGACCGCCCUCCGACAGCCCCAAGUCCGAGGAUUCGCUUUCUUUGCAGGCGUCGAGCGUAGUGGUCGGCGUAAGGGAAGGGGCACCGAAUUUGGAGUCUGGUGUCCUGGGAGGAGGCCCUGCUGUUGGCAGGACCUGAGAUCGUUUGUAGACCGUUCACCGCAGCCUCGAUUGCCCUGUCUGAAAAAUGGAGAUAGCAGUCUUGGCCCUAGCCCGCUUUCCAGGGUAGAUGUGGGGUUCAGCCCGAGUGAUAGACGCAGCGGGAGCUUUGCCCUGUGAAGCAGGGUUGGAGUACAGCCUUACCACCCUCCCGCCGCCAGUCCAGGUAAGGCUGCUGUCUAUCAGAAGGAACUUUUGGGCAGAUUGCCUUGAGACACAGUUUCUCUGCAUGUUGCAGAGUUUUAAUAUUCAAAAAAUAGAUGUCACUUGUGUGAUUGAGGUGGUGCCAUGCAGCAGGAAGCUGAGAGAUGCAGAGUCCGAGCCAGAAGGCCCGACAUGGCACUUUAUGUUCCUAAGGCUCGGAGGGGUGCAGUACUCCUCAAGAGAGAUGAUGAGGAAAAAAGCUGUGGUCCUCCUAACUCUGUGGUGAGAGAGGAGGAAAAAGACAGUUGUCUGUCCCAAAAGGAGACCUUUAAAAAGCCUGAGGCUCACAGACUCAGUAUUAAUUCUCACGGGAAGGAGCGUAAUUAUAGGGAGGGAAAGAAAUCUUCAACAAAAUUAAGAAAAGACAUUCGCCUUCAAAAAAGAAACGAAGAUAGGAUUUGUACUAAAUGGGGAACCACAGAAUCCAAAGAGGUAUUAUCCCAAGGACAUCAAAGAGUCCCAGAUGCUGGGAUCGUACCCAGUGUGCCUUUACAAAGACAUUCGAAACCAAAGAAGUUGGAGUGCUUGGAGGCUGGAACUACGAAUGUGACAGGACACGAGAGGAUGCUUCUGUCACAGUCUUGUUCAGAAAUCAGUGAGACUGUGGUUCUGAAUGAGCCAUUCCAAGAUAAGGAAUUAUCUGAUUUUGAUAGACAUGAACUUACUGGGGAAACAUUUGGAGACACAGAUUUGGGAAGCACAGUGGAAACUGAUGGCGAGGUUGGAGAAGUAGUAUCCGAGUUUCCCAGAGUUUUCAGUUCUGUCUUGAAGCCUGAGAGUAUGAUUUCACCAGGAAAGCAGAGCUCUGAUUCUGGAAUUGUGGAACAAGGCACACAUGCAUCAGAUGGAAUGUUGAAGCUUAGCAAUGCAGGUGUCACUGCCGUUUCUGUUCCUGGAAGUCCAGAUGGUGUCAUUGAUCAAAUUCGUGUAGACUUUGCAGCAGAGAAUGUCAGUGACAGAGCCAACAGUCCAGGUUUCAUGUUGGAUGAGAAAGGUAUGGCUUCCAUUCCUGAGACUGUGCAUCACAUCUCUCCUGAAAUGACUACAGCUCUCAGCAAAACUGAGAACACAGAUGGCAUUGUUGAUCCAGCGGUGAUUAGAGAGUGCGAGAAGAAUGACAGCACUGCCAGUGAGUUAAGUAUAAAGUAUGAACCUUCUGAUAGCACUGUCCUUGCUCACAAGGCAGAAACAGAUAAUGGGCUGAAGAGUGAGGGUGACAUCACCAGUAAGGCAUGUUCGAUGGACGUGACAGCUGCCACGUGCGAUCCUAUAACCGUUGGCAGCCCUUACCUAGUUGCAGUUAGAAUGGCCGAUGAGACCUGUAGCAAUGCAAGUAGUUUCUCAAAAUACAUAGGAAUGAGUACAGAUGCGGCCCCUCUUCGUGUUGCUCAAAGUGGGAAUUACACUGAAAAUAACAGCACUCUGACUGCUUGCUCAGAUGUUUGUACCGAGAGUAUUUCACCUGGUUUUACAGCGUCAACAGGAAAGUUGAUAGAGAGCUUGCCAGUUUGUGCUUCUUCCUUACCUAUAAAGAAGAUUGCUGGUAGUAAUUGUAACACUUUUUUGGACUCUGAACUCAGUAUGGUAAAUGAGAGAAAAGUACUUUCGGACAGUGCCUUGGGCAAAGAUCUGGAUAAUACUGGUGAUAUAACAGAGGCAUUGCAUGAACUAAGACUUGCUGAAGAGUUCAAAACAGAAGAGAAAGAUGACUCCGAGAAUACAGAGUUUGGUGUAUCCUUUCCUGAUAGAGAAUCAUUAUCUAUAGAAGCAUCCAUAGAACUGAAAGCAGCUGAUGCUUCUCACCCGGAGGAAGGUACUGCGACUGAGGAGACCUGGGAAUCUAUGUUUAAUGAUGAUGGCGACUGCCUGGAUCCACGUCUUCUACAAGAGUUAUCAGGGAAUAUGAAGAACAGAGAAAGUAUCCAGGAACCUAGAUUUGAUUAUUAUAGCCAUGAAGUUCCUGAUAUUGACCUCAGUGAUUGUGAAUUCCCACAUGUCCUUGAAAUUUAUGACUUCCCCCAGGAAUUUCGUACUGAAGACCUUCUACGGGUUUUCUGCAGUUACCAAAAGAAAGGAUUUGAUAUUAAAUGGGUGGAUGAUACACAUGCCCUAGGAGUAUUCUCCAGUCCGAUUACAGCUCGUGAUGCUCUGGGUAUUAAACAUACCAUGGUGAAGAUCCGGCCCUUGUCGCAGGCCACAAGAGCAGCCAAAGCCAAAGCUAGAGCUUAUGCGGAGUUCCUCCAGCCAGCGAAGGAGCGCCCUGAGACUUCAGCAGCCCUAGCCAGAAGGUUAGUCAUUAGUGCCCUUGGGGUUCGAAGUAAGCAGAGCAAAACAGAACGGGAAGCAGAGCGCAAGAAACUGCAAGAAGCCCGAGGAGGAAGACAUUUCAGGAUUUUUCUGCCCAUUGUACACAUCCUAACCCAUGUUCCUGCUGUUUUCCAAGAGAUAAGUUUGGCCUUGUCGGCUUAUCCAUGGCUUUUUCUUAAGGUUUUGCUUCCAACUCUGAGAAAAACUAUUCUUUGAAGAUGUAAUCGUCUCCCAGGCGGAAAACAUUAUUAGCUGUGGUUUUACUGGGCCAUGACUGCCACGAUGUUGCCAUGAUGUUAUCAAAUGGUUUAGAUCUUAGGUAAAAGACAAAUUAAGGAAAAGCCAGCAACUGACAUUGAUGAUGAUAACAGCAGGAGGGAUUUUUGUCUUUUUAAGACAGUCCUGAGUGGCUUCAUUAGAGUACAUCUAGAUUCACCUGUCUUCUGAUUAGUUCCCACUAUCUAAGAGUUCUCAGAACAUAUUCCCACUGAUUCACAAGCAGGAUUUUUCUUUUCUUAUAGUUUAGAGUCAAGGUUAAAAUCUCUCUCGCCCCUUUAUAGACUGUUGAAUUGUAUGUACGGGCUUGGGAUCCUGGCUUGGCACUUACGUACUUUUUAUCAACCUUCAGGCUUCAGACAGUCUCAUUGCCUUAGUCCACGAUCUGUGGAAUCGGUGAAGGCAAUUUAUUCUGAAAAUUCCACUUACCGAAAAGUAUCUUCAUUUUUCCAUUAAACGAAUUGAAGUUUCAAAGUCCUUGUUUAUUGUCGGUCUAACAAGGCCAUUAAUACUCCCUGCCCACUCUGCUUUGGUGAUAGCAGGCAGCUCGCGGACUCUCAGCUGCACUGGCCAGAUAACCAGUGACAGAGUACGUCAUGGCAGGUGUGGCGGCUCAGAGUUGAACUCAACUAAUUAUCGGAACCUUAAUGAUUAUAAUGAGGCAGUUUUUUUUUUCUUUUCCAGUGCAUUGUUCAUUCAAAGGUCUAUUAUACCUAUAGAAGCAGAAGAGGGUUGCUUUAGUUUUUGUAAAUGAGAAUAAUGGAACUAGGCUAAAGAAUGUGCAGUGUGUCCUUGACCCUUUAUUAACUGCUUAUCCCCGAGGAAAAUGAUUUCUAUGUGAUAACCACAAUUAUCUCAGAAGAUCAACAGAGGGUAAUAACUGGUAUUUAUAAAAGGAGAUAGGGCUUCUUUUGCAGUGUAGCCGCUUUCCCACGAGCGGAGGAGCACCCGUAUCUCCACAGGUAUUGCAGGAGCUCUGCACGGCUGUCAUCUGAGUAGGCCCCUGUUUCUCUGUAGACACAGCAGCACGCAGCUCCACUUGAAGUAUUUGUUUUAAAUGCCUAGCCAUUCAGUGAUGUAACCAAAACUGAGACUGUGGGCCAAGUGGGUGCACCAUCACUUUUCUAAGGCAGGCCUUUGUGACUAGAGAUCCAUUGUGAUAAAUGCCUUCUAUCAGUCAGUGCUGAGGACUGCCUUAUAUGGGUCAUAGAGGACUCUUCCUUUAUUAUUCUUCAGAGCUUUUUUGCUCUUCAUAUCUGAGAAAAUGCACAUGGAAAGCUUCCUGAUGUAUCUCUGUCUGUAUUGCUUGCCUGCAGCCCAAGGCUUCUCUCUUACAGAUUUUGUUUUGUCUUGUUUUAUGGAAUUAAAAAUACUGCUUAGGUAUUAAGAGAAUAGAUAUUUUGUUUCCCCCCAAAAGUUUUUUUUUUUUUUUUUUCCCUUGGACAGGAUAGGAUCAGUACAGCAUAGUGGAUUACAUUAUAGACACUGGAAUCAGACCUUCUGGGUCCAUAUCUUAGCACAGCCACUUACUGGCUAUGUGACCUCAGGCAAUUUGCUUACUCUCUGAAGGCCUCUGUUUCCUCAUCCAUAAAAUGGAAAUCAAAUGAGAUAUGUUGGCUGCUGAUGUUUUUAGUAAAAAUAGUAACAAUAUCAUUAUAGGUUAAUCUACCACAGAUUCCAGUGCAUUUUUUAAUUACUCUUUUUGUUUUAAAAUUCUUGUAAAAUAUUUUAUCAGCUUCAUUUGGCAAUAAAGAUUACUGUGCAAAAUCUUGUGCUCCCUAUUUUGAAGAAUUAGUGAGUUGGUAGGAUUUUGUUCCUCCCUUAAGACUUAACAUCCAGGAACUGGGCAUCAGCAGAUGGCAUGAUGGUUACAUCACUGGACUUGCACAUGGUCGACUGCAGUUUGAGUCCUGGACCUGUGUCAGCUUGUGGCACAGUGGUAACGCAGUGGUGCUGGAACCCUGUGGAGAAGUCCCAGAUGCACGGCCUGAGGCCUCCCUGUACACACCAGGCACACUUGUGUCUGACUCAGACUGGCCGAGGCUGGAAGAGGAUCACGGCAUAAAGAUUCUGUCUCUGUCUCUCUCAUGGGCGAAAUAAAGGAACUUUUAUUUUUUCCUUAAAGACAAUCUAGUGGGGAUAUUUGCUUUGGGUAAGGAAGAAAAUCUGUAUCCGUUUUAGAUACUUUAAACAAUUGUUUCUUCUCUCCCUUCAGUUCUCAGGAUUUUAAAGUUUGGGUUGAUUAAAAGGACGAGAAGGAGGGCCUCCUCUUGACAUGGUGGUUAGGGCAGCUGGAUCGCACAUGGCCGACUGUACAGUUUGAGUGCUGGACCCAGUAGCUUGAAAAGCCUGUCAUAUGUGUAUAUUUGUGUGCCCGAAAUCCUGAAAGGAGGGAGUAAUGGAGAAGAGAUUGUGGUAUGACUGCUUGCCAGGGGAGUGUUUUCUACAUCCCCUAUCUCCAGUGAGUGCAUGCACCCUCUGGCAAAUUAAAAAAAAAAAAAGACUGGAAGGAAACUCCAGGCAGUGGGUGUAACCUGUUAAAUGAUAAUGGAUAGAAUGAUAUUAUCUCCUGUUUAGAGCGAGCCCAGAGAAAUUAAAUAACUGCCCUAAGGUCAGUCACGCCACUGAUAAACUGAGAGGACAGAUCUGAAUCUCGGCUUCUUAAGUCUCCAGAGAACGAACUAUGGCAGGCUUCUUUUUAGCCAUUUUACCAAUGGUUAGUGGCUUUCACUAUCAGAAAAAUCUUUUCUUAGUUCUAACUUGAAUUUGCAUGAUAGUUUAAACCUGUUUCCUCUUUUUUUUCUUAGUAAAGAUUGAGAACAUCUGGAUACCAUUCUGUAUCUUUUACUAUAAAGAUCAAGGGCAAUUGUUUAGGAAUGAGGGAAUCUGGGCUCUAAUAGAGAUUUUGCUAUUAACUGGCUGUGUGGCCUGGGCAAGAAAGUUAUGCCUCUUUGUGCCCCAGUUUCUAACAUAGUGAAAGUAAUGCUUGACCUGUAUAGUCAUGAGAAUGCUUCUGAGCACAACAUAAGUUAACAUGAAUAAAAAUAUUUAGAAAGCUGCCUUACAAAUUCAGGGUACUAUUCUUUAUGUGACUCUUGGGGAUUUAGUCUUAAUUAUAGUCUGAACUGGUACUGACACACAUACUGUGGCGCCCCAUCCAUUACACAUGGCAGAUACGAUCUGUAUACCAUCCCAGUAUAGGUAUUUUUAUUAAUAGCAUUAUAUAAUAAUCUCCUAACUAGCUGUUCUUUUACCUACUUAAAGACUUUUGCUGUCUGGCACAGUGCCCAGGACAUAAAAAGAUACUCAAUGUGUGUUCAUUGACUGAAUGUAUGAAUGAAUCGAUCACUUUAAUUUUUCUUCAUAAAUUUAAUUCAUGACUGUAUUCUGAAUGCUUUUGAAGUCUGUUCUAGUCCAUGCUAUAGGUCAUAACAGAGAACACCAGGAACUGGGUGAUUAUUAGAGUAGAUAGAGGUUUAUUCAGCUCACAGUGUGGAGGUCCAAAUUCCGGGGCCACGUUUGGUGAGGGUGUUCUGCAUUACCACAUGGUGGGGGGCAGAAAUGCAUUCAUCUAUGUCCGUGUGUCUGUGUCUUAUCCCUUCUCCUUAUAAACCGCCAGGUUUGAGUUAUGGAGGCCCUGCCCUAAUAAACCUCAGUUCUUAUCUCCCAAAGGCCUUUCCUUUCAACACCAUAGUCAGAUUCGGUUUUCACUCUCUUAAUCCCAUCACAACCAAAUCUCAAUACAUGGAUUUGAGGAGGGCAUUCAGAUCAUAGCAGUAUCUUCCCUCUUUCCCCAAUCCCCCAUAAAAUCUAGAGUCGAACACUAUAUAUGAAACCCUCCUCAUUAAUGAAUGUAGAAUUUGUGAGUUUGGGUUUCAGAUAUUUUCCUACUAGGUUUUUCACCCUAUUUGAUCUCCUUAUUGAUUGAUUGAUUGAGAUUUUUGCAACAUAAUGUGUGCUGUUGCCAGAAAGACAGAGAGAGAAAGCGAGAAAACACUCCCAGGGGGAUGGCCACGCUGCAAUCCCUUCUCCUGUCAGGAUCUUAGGCACACACAACACA
Molecule: messenger RNA, 7111 nt
Organism: Tupaia belangeri chinensis (Chinese tree shrew)
Lineage: Eukaryota; Metazoa; Chordata; Mammalia; Scandentia; Tupaiidae
Gene: R3HCC1L
Product: R3H domain and coiled-coil containing 1 like
Exons: 8
Coding region: 553-2991 (812 amino acids)
Source: RefSeq, a predicted model, not a curated record